Molecule: messenger RNA, 1273 nt
Organism: Bufo gargarizans (Asiatic toad)
Lineage: Eukaryota; Metazoa; Chordata; Amphibia; Anura; Bufonidae
Exons: 12
Coding region: 118-876 (252 amino acids)
Source: RefSeq, a predicted model, not a curated record
CUCCUCCCCCUCCCCCCGCGCUCACCCUCAUACUUUCACUUUCACCGUCAGAUAUAAGGUUCAGCCAUUUACAGGAAGAGCAGAAACGAGGGAGAUCAGAGAAACAAGCAGGACAUCAUGGAGUUCGGAGCACCCCCCCACAUCGGGAUAUUCUCCAGGUCUGCAGAGAGUGAAUACAGAUGGUUAGUGGACAUCUUGGGAGAAGACUGGCCGGUGGUUCCAUUCAUCAUCACAAACACCAACUACAACCGGUUCUGUGAGGAGAUCAACCGAUGUUCCUUUGGGAUCCUCUACCACUCCCGAAACCGCGGACGAGUCAACAUCACGGACGUCACUGACUCUCUGUAUGAUGGGGAAGUGAGGAAAAUGUCUGAGGCGCUCGGUAAACAGCGAGUGAUAACUGUGAUCGAUGAUCUGGAGGACAGCAGCCACGAGGCAAAGGAAAGGAUUCUGAGCCAUCAGCAUAGCCUGAGAACUCUGACCCGAGACAUCGUGCUGUUCACCCCAGAGGAGAAGAGGAACCACGAGCUCCUCAGAUGGAGAAUGAAAAGCAUCAAAGACGCCAUCGCUGGAAGUGUGAGGAGAAGGUAUAGAGAGCCGGAUUUCAUCCCUGUAAAUGUCCACGGGCAGGUUCCAGGUGAAGACAGACCCACGAAGAAGGGAAGAAUGGAGAAGUUUGUGAUAUCGGCGUUAUCUUCCUAUGUAUUCUGGAACACGUAUUUCUUCCAGGACCCUGAACAUGUUCUCCUCUCCGUCCUCUGGGCUGCAGGGACUUGGAGGGUCUUCACCAUUCCUGCCUCUGUAACCUGUGUGGCUGCUGAGCUCCUGGGGGUCCUUCACCAUGUCCUGCGCCAUCACCUUGCUUAUCAUCUGUGAGACUUACCAUAGACCCAGCGUCUACAAUGUUGUCAGCAGCGUCCUGUGGGCUACAUCCUGCUUCAGCUAUUUCUGGGCCAGAAAUCAGCGAAAUGCAGGCAGAUUAGGCUGGAAAGCGAUAUCUUACGGACUGGUGCUGUAUUCCUUUUGGAAGGGAUGGCGACAAUCAGAUGCUGAAACUACCUUACAGCAGAUGUUUCGGGAUGUCCUCCGCUCCCCGAUGACCAUGGCGGCUACAGGCAUUUAAUAUCAGCCAUUGGCUUUCAGCGCUGCUGAUCAUGUGACACCUUCAUCAUCCUCCUCCAGAAGAACCGUGUCUCCGUAUUCAACUUCUUUAGUAGCACAGAAUUGAUCCGGUCCGAUUCAUGAAAUAAAUAAAAUCAGAGAAAAAAAGUCA